Molecule: messenger RNA, 2795 nt
Organism: Macrobrachium nipponense
Lineage: Eukaryota; Metazoa; Arthropoda; Malacostraca; Decapoda; Palaemonidae
Exons: 5
Coding region: 263-898 (211 amino acids)
Source: RefSeq, a predicted model, not a curated record
GUAAGUAAUAAUGUAAUAAAAAUACGCCAUCUCAUUACGAUCACAGUAUGGUAGUCCCUGGACGGAGCAGGGUACCUUAGGUAAAAUCAGCAUUCUGAGGAGCCCACCUGAAAUUUCGCUGGUAAAAAGCGAGUGACGCAACCGAGUGAGGACGUCUCUACGUACUUCUCGAGUCUCCUCACAUCGCGAGUCGACUGCCGGCAGCCGAUGUGAUAGGGACGAAUGUGACCUGCGGUUUCUUUCGACGAGAACACUCCUGAGUAUGAUCAAGAUGAAGGCAUUUAUCUCAGCAAUUGUGUCGGGACUGUUAUUCAGCUUCUGGGGUCAGUUUUCCGAGGCCUCCAGACAGAAGCGGUACCUUUUUAUCAACCCAGAGGCUCCCAUCACUCUAGGUUUCUUGCUCAACAUGCCCGUAUCGCUGGCACUCCCGACACUGGCCCCGGUGAAUGGAAGGUCCUUCAACUCCCAAAGCAGCAGCAACAGCAACAGCUAUUCGGACGCGGAGUACGACGAAGAGGUUCCGCAGUCACUCUACUGGGACCCAGCCUACGAGCAGCAGUUGGAGAAGCUUUCCGUCUACUUCUCGCACCUGGAGCUCCAUUACGUGGGGUGCCAAGAAAGGCUACUGUGUGAAUUGGCAUCGGAGCCAGAGAUCUAUUCGCCUAUUGGAGAAAUUUUCAUGAAGGAACUCAGGCAAAUGCACGGACCAGUGAAGCCUUCCAGAGACUCCCUGAUGUGGCGUUACAUGUUGGCAGCGAGAGAGGGAUUCACAAAUCCAAUCGAAGACUGUGAGAAGGCCUACCCGAAAUGCCCUAUACCUGCCAGCAAGAUUCUGAACAUGCCUGUGCUCAAAGUGUGGCAGUACAUAGCAUCCAAACUCAAUCUACAAUUGGUUUAAGACGGGAUAUACACAAAUUUCGGCAGGUUAAGGAUACGUAUAUCAAUUUAAGUGCUACAUAGAGAAACCUUACAAGAAUGUUCGUAAAAUGCUGUUUCAUCAAAGCAUAAGCAUACACCAGGACAGCACACAAGUCAAGGCAAAUUACUCUUCUAGAACUGGUUUGUGAACAAUACUGGAACUUCUUCAAACCGUAAAUGAGUUUGGGAAGUUUAACAAGAUGUUAAAUGUGUUAAGGUACAAGCAAUUUAGUUUUUAUUGUCGAAACACAUUGAAAAACUUAUAAUAAAUACUUUAAAUCAAUCUAAGUAACCUACAGAGCAGCUUUUAGGAACAAAAUGUCUUGGUCAAAAACCUGUAUCUCAGAGUAAUUAAUCAAACUGAAAAUCCUGGCUAAACUUUACAAACCUUUAUCAGAAAUAGUCUCACUAGGGAGUUACUCUAUACUAUUUCCUGAUGAUACAUUUAUGGAGUUUUUUUUUUUUUUAAGGAAAAAGAUAAGAAUAAUCAAGACUAAACCAGGAGCCAAUAAGUGCCAAAAUAAUUAAGCACCAACACUACUUCACUCGAUGGAAAACUAUUCCUUUUCACAAUAGGUGGAAAAAAAAUUUUCCUCUCAUAUUGAGCUACUUAUUACUACAAAAGUUAGAUAACUUGCAGUUUGGGGGCAUUAUAAUCUGUGAUGAUCUAAUUUAAUGUAAAUUGAUAAUUUUUUUUUUGCUUACCUUCCUCUGAUUUUACCUCAUAGCUACCUUUUUUAUUUAGAUUUUCUAAUGUCAUUUAACCAUUUUGGUAUUGUAUUAAAGAGUAUAUCCUAAAAACCUGUUUCGAGACUAGAACAACCAGAUCAGUUUCAUAUUAUAGUAGAUCCACAUCACCCGUGCAUCUGAUGUCUAGGCCAGUCCCUUACGACGCUCCUGAUUGGCUGUUGAAAAGCCAAUCUCUGUCUCUCUCGAGAGUUCACAUAGACAGGGUGUAUGUUCCACCUCUCCUGAGGGAUACUUUUCAAGGCGUACCCCUAAGGAGAGGUGCCUAUGUGGAGCCUCUCGAGAGACUGAGUUUCCAGCACUGUGGUUGGCUUAUCAACAGCCAAUCAGGAGUAUCGUAAGGGACUGGCCUAGACAUCAGAUGCACGGGUGAUGUGAAUCUACUAUAGCUCUAAUUAUAAACUAACUUUAGCCUAUUAGCUUUGGGAAUUCUCAAAAACAGUUCGUUUCGUUCGAUGUACAAAAUUUCAAAUAUCUUUAAUGAAUCCAAAUUAAUCCUUACUUUAAGUGGAGAUUUAAGGACACAGCGACUCGACACAAGUCUCUCACUUAAGAGUUAUCAACGAAACGAAGAAUUGGCCUAAAUUCUAGUGCAACUGAAUGGCUAUUCCCAAGCAAUACCAAAACACACCAUUCUACCUUCUAACUUUCUUUGAAACUCAUUCCUCUCUAGGCUACAUCUUCUUCACCAGAUGGACUUGAUGGUACUUGAAUUACACUAAGGGAUUUCUGUAUUUUCUAUGAUUAGGUUACGCAGGGAAUAAUCAAAUCAGGAAGUCCAGGAGCCAUGCUUUUCGAUAACUUGAUCUGUAUUUGAUCGACUCAUUUGAAAGCUCAGGUUUGUUUGAGAAUGCUGAUACUGGUAUUCCCUCUUCGGCCAAAAUCUAAAAACUUUAAAAAUAUUUAAAUAUUCGAGAAGAACAUAGUACAGUACUGACAAACUAUCUGAAAAGAAUGGCACCUGGUAGUGAUAAGACGCAACACAUUCAAACGCCGACGAAAACCAAGAUGGUAUAUUACUUUGUAAACAGUCAUUUCCGCAAAUACUCAUUGCAUCAUCAAGCUACUAAUUGUAAAACCAUUAGCAAACCAUUAUCAUCCAUCAUUUAUAAUAAAGAAUUAGAAAUUUA